UGACGUUUGGAGGAUGCGCCGGAAGCUGCCUGAGUACGGAGCGCUGUGGGCUUCGGCAGAGUGGCUUCCCUGCGGGUGACGGCCGGUUCUCUCGGUGCAGGGGCCCCGCCCCUCCUCCGGCGCCGGAGGUGACCGAGGUUCCCAUCGCUGUCCGAGGGCGGCAGCCUUCCGUGGGUGCCCGCAGGUUGCAGCGCGGACCGCGGAAGUAGCGGGAAACCGUCCUUCUGCUGCGGGAGCGAUGGCCGCGGGGAAGCCUCAGCCCCUGCCGGGCCCUGAAGGACCGUGCGAGGCGUGGCGGCUGCCUGCUGACGGACGCUGCGCGCCCGGCCGUUACCUGAGGUGAGCGCCGCGGCCCCGUGGAGCCGUGUGGGCGGCGCCGACGGCUCUGCUGCGCGUGGGCGGAAGGCGCUGGAAGUCUCCGGUCUGCGCCGUGCUCUGUGCGAACGGAGGUGGACGGGAGCGGCCGUGAGUGGAGCGGUUGCGGAUAACGCGUAGAGCAGUGUACACAUGGCAGCGGCUGCAGUUAGAGAUUGCUUGUUCUCAAGAAAACACGUGCCUAUUAGAAUGGCAAGCACAGUUUGCCAAAUGUGCUGAAGAAAAGCCUUUAAGUGCUGUCAGCAGUAAAAGUUACCGUAUGAACGUCUAACACAAUAGGAGCAACUGUUUCUGUAUUUAAUGGCCUGUGCUUUCUUAAGUUAUUAUCAAGAAAUAAUACUUAUCUACAUCUGUGGCCUUUCAUAGUGAAGAUUCUACUUUUCUGUACUUUUCUGUGUCGUCUUCAGAUGUGUACUUCAAGGUUUUACUCCACAAAGGUAAAUUUUUCCAUAACCUUAUGGAGAAAAAGGACUUUGAAGCAUGGCUUGAUAACAUUUCUAUUACAUUUCUUUCUCUGACGGACUUGCAGAAAAAUGAAACUCUGGAUCACCUGAUUAGCUUGAGUGGAGCAGUCCAGCUCAGGCACCUCUCCAAUAAUCUAGAGAUUCUUCUCAAGAGGGACUUCCUCAAACUUCUUCCAUUGGAACUUAGUUUUUAUCUAUUAAGAUGGCUUGAUCCUCACACCUUACUCACAUGUUGCCUCGUCUCUAAGCAGUGGAAUAAGGUUAUAAGUGCCUGUACAGAGGUGUGGCAAACUGCAUGUAAGAAUUUGGGUUGGCAAAUAGAUGACUCUGUUCAGGAUCCUCUACACUGGAAGAAGGUUUACCUAAAGGCUAUUUUAAGGAUGAAGCAACUGAAGGACCAUGAAGCCUUUGAGACAUCCUCUUUAAUUGGACACAGUGCCAGAGUAUAUGCACUUUACUAUAAAGAUGGUCUUCUGUGCACAGGAUCAGAUGACUUGUCUGCAAAACUGUGGGAUGUAAGCACAGGUCAGUGCAUCUAUGGUAUCCAGACACACACUUGUGCUACAGUGAAGUUUGAUGAACAAAAGCUUGUAACGGGCUCUUUUGAUAACACAGUAGCCUGUUGGGAAUGGAGCUCUGGGGCAAAAACACAGCAUUUCAGAGGACACACUGGCGCAGUUUUUAGUGUGGACUACAACGAUGAACUUGAUGUUCUAGUCAGUGGCUCUGCAGACUUCACUGUGAAAGUGUGGGCCUUAUCAACAGGGACAUGCCUGAAUACCCUUACUGGACACACAGAAUGGGUCACUAAGGUGGUUUUGCAGAAGUGCAAAGUCAAAUCUCUUAUGCAUAGUCCUGGGGAUUAUAUUCUUUUAAGUGCAGAUAAGUAUGAAAUCAAGAUUUGGCCUAUUGGAAGGGAAAUAAACUGCAAGUGUUUAAAAACACUGUCUGUUUCUGAAGAUCGCAGCAUCUCUCUGCAGCCCAGAUUGCACUUUGAUGGUAAAUACAUAGUGUGCAGUUCAGCACUAGGAUUAUACCAGUGGGAUUUUGCCAGCUAUGACAUUGUCAGGGUUAUCAAGACUCCUGACUUCUCAAAUGUGUCCUUGCUGGGCUUUGGAGAGAUAUUUGCUCUACUGUUUGAUAAUAGAUACCUGUAUAUAAUGGACUUGAGGACAGAAAAAGUGAUAAGCCGCUGGCCUCUACCUGAGUAUAGAAAAUCAAAGAGAGGCUCAAGUUUUUUGGCUGGUGAAAUGUCUUGGUUAAACGGACUAAAUGGCCAAAAUGAUACGGGCUUGGUUUUUGCCACCAGUAUGCCAGACCACAGUAUCCAUUUGGUGUUAUGGAAAGAACAUGGCUGAAAAGAUUACAUAUGCAGAAUCUUCAGGAUUAUAUGGACUAUCAGCAAUGUGUCCAUCAAAUGAAACUUUGCAUGAACCAAAGUUGCACACCUAAUGGUAUCAUCAUGCAAUGCACAAUCAUUUGAUUUUGUUUGGGCAUUCGGGAACGGGUUGGUUUUGACAUAAUACAACAGAGCAUGCUAACAGUAUUCACCAUUAAAUUUGUCUUUACUCAUGUUUAAGCAUAACUGUUUGGGCUCUGAAGCAUAGCUUGUGAAUUUAAAACUAUUCAGAUCCACCAUUAAGUCUAGAAUGAAAUAGUGCUUGCCCUGAUUUCUGCCCUAUUUUUUUUGUUGUUGUUGAAGCAGAAGGUGGAGCUAUUGUUUUAGAAUAGGCUUUUGUGCUUUUGUACAUGUAACACCAAAUACUGGUUACAGUGCAUGGCUCCUUGUUCAACUUGAAUGAGAACAUAGUAGAUCUUGUCUCUCCCCAGUGCUGAUCUUGUCAAAAAGUUUGGUUUUUUUUAUGGUAGCUUUAAAUACUUAACCUUUGAAACUGAGAAAUCAACAGAGUUCUUUAACUAGAAUCGGAUGCUAACAAUAAUAAUUUGUUUAAGCUCAGGAAUGUGCCAAUACGAGCUCUCUUCAGUCAGAAUGAGCCAGCUUUUCAUCUGUCUGAUAGAGCUUGCCAAGGUAAUUAACCUUAAAGAUCCUCUGACAGUAUUUUGUCAUAUUUGCUGAUGGUUAUCUCACUCAGAAUGGUUUGAUCAGUAUUUUUAUAGUCCACAUCUCUGAUUGUUUGUGUGGGAAUGUAACUUAGUUCACAGGUAGAUAGAAAUAAAAUGAAUCAGGUGAUGUUCAGUCCCUAAAGCAAGAAUAAUUACGUCAAAUGAUGCCUGCCAGCCAUACACUUUUUCCAAAAAGUUACAUUUACUUUAAGUGCAUUAUUAUAUUAAUUGCUACAUCUACACUUGGAAAGCAGGGGCAAAUGUGAAUGGCACGUCUUUAAAAAUAAAGAAUAAAAAAGGAAAUCAAAAAUUUGAAAAAAAGA
This is a messenger RNA of Numida meleagris (helmeted guineafowl), 3226 nucleotides long. It is a transcript of the gene FBXW2, whose product is annotated as F-box and WD repeat domain containing 2. The record is from RefSeq and is a predicted model, not a curated record. The transcript is spliced from 7 exons. Gene Ontology annotation, molecular function: protein binding. Bases 833 to 2197 code for a protein of 454 amino acids. Lineage: Eukaryota; Metazoa; Chordata; Aves; Galliformes; Numididae.